Messenger RNA from Morus notabilis, 1888 nucleotides. Its product is annotated as protein BIG GRAIN 1-like B. The record is from RefSeq and is a predicted model, not a curated record. The coding region runs from base 371 to 1714 and encodes 447 amino acids. Lineage: Eukaryota; Viridiplantae; Streptophyta; Magnoliopsida; Rosales; Moraceae. The transcript has a single exon. Gene Ontology annotation, biological process: auxin-activated signaling pathway.
UGCUCUCAUUACAUUACAAUUUCUCUUCCUUUCUCUCACAUACAAAUACAACUUCUCUUUGGAGUUUCUCUCUAUACACAAUCAUCGCUUGCUCUGUUUUUCUCUUUGCCCUUUUUUUUUUUCUUCUUCCAUUUCCAAAGACCCAGAAAUUUCAAGAGAGAGAACAGAAAAAAAAAAAAAAAAAAGAACGACCAAUAUUUUUGCUCCAUAUAUGUCUCUUUUCUUUAGGAGUUGUCUUUCACAUUAGCAGCUUUUGAAACUCACUUAGCAGACAAAAUAAUCGGAGACGCAAACUCGAAUUACUCAGCCUUUCAGGUCUUGAUUUGUCACUCUCAAUACAUAGGCUCAUCAUCGUCUUCUUUCUUAUAUUAUGCAGAAAAUGUAUAGGCCUGAGAAAACACUCAGAGAAGUUAGAUACAAGCACGAGAAAGAAAUCCCAUCUUUCUCUUCGAGUCUUCUGGACAAAAUAUACCGUUCGAUCGACGAGGGCGAGAAGAACAGCGAUGAUUUGAAGUUCUUCAGAGAAACAAUGGCGAAGAAACAGAGCAAAACUAGUGGAGGGAAAACUAACAGAGGAAUAAUGGAAAAAGAAGAGGAGGUGGAGAUGAACAGCUUUCGCCGAGCUUGUCUGAUCGAUAAAUGGAUCGAGAAAAAAGUCGGCGAAAAGGCCGGAACCCAGAGAAGAAAAUAUUACUCGGAAUUCGAUAGAAAAUUAGAAAACGACAACAAUGACGCUCUGUUCUUCAGCUCCACUUCAAGCUCUUCAGACUCGAGCUCCGGCGGAUUCUCAUCGUCCGACACCGAGUCCAUCUACGGUGCCAGGUCAGCGUUCUCACACUCUGCGCCGGCGAGGCCUAAACCCGUCCGUACGACCGUGACGGGGAGAAAACAACAGAGGAGUGCUCUGUUUUACGAGCAGAGAGAAGAACUCCACGUGUUCGGCGAUUACCACAGGCCUAAGGAUAUGGAAUUCCACACGCCGAAGCUCGACGACAAAGUUUUGAUCAAGUCGAAGUCUAGGGCUUUGAAGAUUUACAGCAAUCUGAAGAAGGUGAAGCAGCCGAUCUCGCCGGGAGGAAAGCUCGCCAACUUUCUCAAUUCCCUCUUCACGAGCUCGAAGAAGCCGAAGAGCUACAACACGACGUCGUCUUACCAGGAAAUGAGCACAUGUUCCUCGGCAUCGUCGUAUUCAAGAUCGUGUCUUAGCAAGAACUCGGAGAAACUGCGUGACAAUAGCGUCAAAAGAUCGGUUCGGUUCUACCCUGUGAGCGUUAUUGUGGACGAAGAUUCUCGUCCGUGUGGGCAUAAAUGCUUGUACGAGGAACAAGAUUCUGCUCUGAUGCCGGUAUCGGUACCGACGGCGUGGAAGAUCGGGCGGUCGGCGACGAGAAAAGUAGCGGAAGAAGAGCUUAAAGUGCAACAACAAGUAUUGGAAAAAACACGGCGAGUUGAAGAAACGGCCAGGGAGUUUCUGAGAGAUUACCACCAAAAGCAAACGAAGAAGAAAGACUUCGUGUGUGAAAAAAUUCGAGACAAUGAGGAAAUUAAGGAUGAUGAAUUUGAUGACGCAGCUAGCUAUUCGAGUUCCGAUUUGUUCGAGCUCGAUCACCUCGCCGUGAUCGGUAAGGAAAUUAGGUACCAAGAGGAACUUCCGGUGUAUGAGACUACUCGUGUUGAUAAAAAUCGUGCCAUUUCUAAUGGCCUAAUAAUGUAGAUUUUUUUUUCUCGGUUUUGUUUUGUUUUGUUAAUUAUCGUCAUAUAGAAAUCCCACAUGUUCUUAAAUUCUUUUUGUCUCAACGUAUUUUAUAUUACACUACCGUUUUGAUCAUGGUGGCUUGGGAUAUGUUAAUUAGUUUUAACGAGCAAAUGAAGAAUUGUUAUGUGAACC